This is a messenger RNA of Aspergillus fijiensis CBS 313.89, 2180 nucleotides long. Its product is annotated as pyridoxal phosphate-dependent decarboxylase family protein. Gene Ontology annotation, biological process: carboxylic acid metabolic process. Lineage: Eukaryota; Fungi; Ascomycota; Eurotiomycetes; Eurotiales; Aspergillaceae. The record is from RefSeq and is a predicted model, not a curated record. Gene Ontology annotation, molecular function: carboxy-lyase activity; pyridoxal phosphate binding. Bases 306 to 1946 code for a protein of 546 amino acids. The transcript is spliced from 2 exons. Gene Ontology annotation, cellular component: cytoplasm.
UCCCACUCCAUCCAGAAGACUCGCCCGAUCCAACUUACCCUGCCUGUCACAACUCCGCAGGAAACCCCCAGAGUCUGUCUCGGGGACGGCGGAUCCAUCCAUGAUGUCAAAAACCCGGGAUUUGUCGCCAUUCCGGGACUGUCUGUGGAUCCGCAAACGGUCCCCAUUCGAGCGCUGCUGCUUGGCUCCACGAAUUUCCGAUCGAUUGACCUUCAAGUUUUUUAAAUUGCGGGCAACCCUUAGCUUUGUUUGAAGCCGAUAUAGCAAUAUAAUCUAGUCUCAGGGCUUGAUACGCUCACACAUCAAUGGCUGCUUCAUCGCCAGCAGAUCGCGCGGAGGAGGUCAAGAGCCUCCUGAGCGCAGUUGAAGACCUCCUGAUCCCCUUCAUCCGCAGCGCGGAUUUGGACCCUCUCGCCUCCAACAAAUCCCUUUCCCCGAACGACGACAACGAAAAUGGCACAUCGCUGGUCGAGCACAAAAGACCGGAGGAACUGCAGCGGUUGCUCCAGCUGAGCCUGCCGCAGGAAGGCACGGGUCAGAAUGGUCUGGUGGACGUUCUCCGGCAGGUGCUCCGCUACUCGGUCAACACCUGGCACCAGGGGUUCCUCGACAAGCUGUACGCCUCGACCAAUGCGCCCGGCGUCGCGUCGGAGCUCAUCCUCGCGGCCCUCAACACGAACGUCCACGUCUACCAGGUCUCGCCGGCCCUCACGGUAAUCGAGAAGUACACGGGACAGCGUCUGGCGGCGCUGUUCGGGCUCACGGGCCCGCGCGCCGGCGGCAUCUCCGUGCAGGGCGGGUCGGCGUCUAACACGACCUCGAUCGUGAUCGCGCGCAACAACCUGUACCCGGAGACGAAGCGCGAGGGCAACGGGGGCCACCGGUUCGUGCUGUUCACGAGCGCGCACGGGCACUACAGCAUCGAGAAGGCGGCGCAGAUGCUGGGGCUGGGCAGCAGCGCGGUGUGGGCGGUGCCCGUCGACAAGCAGGGGCGCAUGAUCCCAGCGGAGCUGGAGCGGCUGAUCCAGCAGGCGCUGGCCGAGGGCCGGACCCCGUUCUACGUCAACGCGACGGCCGGCACGACGGUGCUGGGCUCGUUCGACCCGUUCGCCGCGAUCGCCGCUCUCUGCAAGCGAUACAAGCUCUGGCUGCACGUCGACGGCUCCUGGGGCGGCUCCUUCAUCUUCUCGGCGGCGCAGCGCCACAAGCUCGCCGGCGCCGAGCUCGCCGACAGCAUCGCCAUCAACCCGCACAAGAUGCUGGGCGUCCCCGUCACCUGCUCCUUCCUUCUGGCCGCCGACCUGCGCCGCUUCCACCGCGCCAACACCCUCCCCGCCGGCUACCUCUUCCACAACCCGGACACGGCGGCCGAGUCGUCGGAAAGUUCCUCGGAGGAAGAAGAACCGGAGAUCGACUCCCCCGAGGUCUGGGACCUGGCCGACCUGACCCUGCAGUGCGGCCGCCGCGCCGACUCCCUCAAGCUCUUCCUGGGCUGGACCUACUACGGCUCCGCCGGCUACGAGCGCCAGAUCGACUCCGCCUGCGCCGUCGCCGCCCACCUCGCCACCCUGGUCCAGCACAACCACAACUUCAUCCUCGUCAGCGAGAACCCCACCCCGUGCCUGCAGGUCUGCUUCUACUACGCGCCCCAGCGGCAGAUGGUCUACCCGCGCGGGCCGGCGGCGACGACAACGGCUGAAGCUGAGGUCGAGAGGGCCAAGGCUAACAGCAAGGUUACGGAGCAGGUGACGCAUGCGAUCGUCCGCAAAGGGUUCAUGGUCGACUUCGCCCCGCCCAGUGGCGAUGAGGAUGCCGUCGGCGACGGCAAGUUCUUCCGCUGCGUGGUCAACGUGCAGACCGCCAAGGAGACGGUCGAGGCGCUGCUCAGGGCCAUCGAGGAGGUUGGCCCCGCCAUUGUCGAGAAGUUGAAGGCCCAGGGUCGCUAGAGCCGUGCCGGGCGUCGCUGGGGCCAUGGGUUUGUCGUGCAUCGUUGAUAAGUCCCAUUUCUCCCUGCGCGGGUCAGUCCGACUGUAGUUUGAGUGCAACAUUCUACAGACUGGUUGGUAUAUCUCUUUCAGAGUGGCUGUACGUUGGCGUGAGGCUUAGAAGGGAAGACAAACAAAACAAAAACUAAUAGAAUAGAGCAUAGAAAUUAUAAUGUCGUCGCAAGACGCUUGUCA